CAUUAACAGGCAAGAAGAAAACCCUACCCGAACCUCUGUUCUUUAGGGCUCUAGCAAGCUAGGUUUCUGCAAAUAUGGAUUCGGAAUUAUCAGUAGAACCUCAAUCUUUGAAGAAACAGAGCUUCAAAUCUCUGGAGCGCGCUCCUCUCGAUAUAUUCUCUCCUCUCCACGGCCACUUCUCCCCUUCCGAUCCGCUAAAUCUUGAGUAUGGAGCUAUAGCAAGCAAACCAGCAAUUUAUGGUCAUCCUUCAAAUGCCCUUGCUCUUCCAGGUCCACAAAAUGGGUUUUCAUCAGAAAGCAGGAACCUUUCUACUGCUGCAACAAUGGAAAGAACACCAAGUAAAUGGAAGAAUUACAGGGUGAUUAGUGGGCAUUUGGGUUCGGUGAGGUCUAUUGCAGUGGACCAAAGUAAUUUAUGGUUUUGUACAGGCUCAGCUGAUGGGAUUAUCAAGAUUUGGGAUUUAGCAACUGGAACGCUAAACCUCACUCUUAUUGCCCAUAUGGAACAAAUAAGAGGCCUUGCUAUUAGCAAUAUAGAAACCUGCGUAUUCUCUGCCAGUGAUGAUAAACAAGUAAAAUACUGGGACCUAGUACACAAUCAGGUGAUUCAGUCUUAUCAUGGCCAUUUAAGUGGUGUCUACUGCUUAGCUCUUCAUCCCACCUUUAAUGUCCUGCUCACUGGGGGUCGUGAUUCUAUGUGUAGGCUCUGGGACAUCAGAACCAACAUGCAAAUACAUGCUUUGUCUGGGCAUGACAACACCGUAUGCUCUGUUUUAACUCGCCAAAUGAAUCCUUAUCAGGUCAUCACUGGAUCACAUGAUUCAACUAUAAAAUUAUGGGAUAUUAGAUAUUUUAAGACUAUGGCAACACUCGCACACCACAAGAAAUCUGUGAGGGCGAUGGCUAUGCAUCCAAAAGAGGAUAAUGCUUUUGUGUCUGCCUCUGCUGACAACAUAAAAAAAUUCAACCUCCCCAGAGGAGAAUUCUUGCACAACAUGAUUUCUCACCAGAAAACAAUCAUCAAUGCAAUGGCGGUUAAUGACGAGGGUGUUAUUGCUACAGGAGGUGAUAAUGGAAGCUUGUGGUUCUGGGAUUGGAGGAGUGGCCACAAUUUCCAGCAAGCACAAACUAUUGUUCAACCUGGGUCACUGGAAAGCGAAGCUUGCAUCUAUGCACUCGCCUAUGAUGUAACUGGUACAAUGCUUAUUACUUGCGAGGCUGACAAGACUAUAAAGAUGUGGAGGAGAGGAUGACAAUGUUACCCCAGAAACUCACCCUCUUCACCAUCAUUUUAAUAAGCAA
Molecule: messenger RNA, 1302 nt
Organism: Ipomoea nil (Japanese morning glory)
Lineage: Eukaryota; Viridiplantae; Streptophyta; Magnoliopsida; Solanales; Convolvulaceae
Product: protein pleiotropic regulatory locus 1-like
Exons: 1
Coding region: 75-1253 (392 amino acids)
Biological process (GO): mRNA splicing, via spliceosome
Cellular component (GO): precatalytic spliceosome; catalytic step 2 spliceosome; Prp19 complex
Molecular function (GO): protein binding
Source: RefSeq, a predicted model, not a curated record